AUGGCUUCCAUUAUCCGCAAGCUCUUCCGGCGCAAGAAGCAGCCCCCGCUGGUCUGUGCCGUGAAUCUAGAUGCCGAUGGAAACCCUGUUGGCGAGCAUCCCGACCAUGUGCACACGGAUGCUUGCUUUAUCAACUUUGAGCCUCUUGCCAUUGCGGAGCUAUUCCAGUCGCAGUCAUGCCAGUCAUGUCCUCCAGCUCUUCCUGGUAUCCAUGCCGCUACUGCAGACCCUAACGUGCUCCUCCUGAGCUAUCCCGUCACCCUCUUUGACCACACGGGGUGGAAGGAUACCUUCUCAAGCCUCACCAACGACGCCCGCCAGCGUGCAUACGCCAAACGCUGGGCUCGCACGAGCUUGUUCACCCCUCAGGUCAUAGUCAACGGCGUUGCCGACGGCAGUGGCCGGACCAAGGAAGAGAUUCAGCAAAUCAUCCAGCAGGGCAGAGACAUCCAGAAGGCCCGCGACUGGCACAUCUACAUAGACGCAAACGAUACCGAAGUCCGCGUCGACACCGACAAGCAGGAGGCAAACCCACACGAAGUCUCCCUCGUCGUCUACGCCAACACCGACCAGACCGUCAAGGUCGGCAAGGGAGUCAACAAGGGCAAGAAGAUUAACCACCGCAAUAUCGUGACCUCAAUCACAAAGAUUGGCGACUGGGUUGGCGGAAACGCAACUUGGUAUCUGCCCACGCCGCGAAGCGCCUUGGCACCUGAUCAGGGCGCGGCCAUCAUCAUCACGGACGGUGGCCUUGGAGGGCCGAUUGUUGCAGCGGCCAAGAUUUAG
Messenger RNA from Trichoderma aggressivum f. europaeum, 786 nucleotides. RefSeq lists its product as uncharacterized. The coding region runs from base 1 to 786 and encodes 261 amino acids. The transcript has a single exon. The record is from RefSeq and is a predicted model, not a curated record. NCBI's taxonomy places the organism in Eukaryota, Fungi, Ascomycota, Sordariomycetes, Hypocreales, Hypocreaceae.